Molecule: messenger RNA, 1717 nt
Organism: Trichogramma pretiosum
Lineage: Eukaryota; Metazoa; Arthropoda; Insecta; Hymenoptera; Trichogrammatidae
Gene: Lipt1
Product: lipoyltransferase 1, mitochondrial
Exons: 4
Coding region: 268-1443 (391 amino acids)
Biological process (GO): protein lipoylation
Cellular component (GO): mitochondrion; cytoplasm
Molecular function (GO): lipoyltransferase activity
Source: RefSeq, a predicted model, not a curated record
CAUUAUAUAUCAAAGCGAGAUUUUAAUAACUUUUGGCAGCUUGACUCAAACUCUAGAGUUUAGUUGACUUCAUCAUUUAUUAUUGUGCUCACCCAAAAAGACUGAGUGUUCAUAUUUGUCUCUAAUCAUCCCAGUUGAAGAUCCAAUACAACUUUGCGGUUACAGAUUAUUGAAUUCUUUAAAAAGACUGAUAUUUUUGUAUUUGGUAGACUUAAUAGACUAUUAGAGAUAUCUAUAUUUUUAAUUUAACUAAGAUAGAGAUUCAAAAUGUCUGUGAUUAUUAAAUCCAGCUUAUUCAAGGCCAAGAGCUUCUACAGUAAGUUUGGUGACUUUACUUUACUGACAAGAUAUGCAUCAACAACGAAAAAACCUCUUGCACAAAAUAUUCCUGAGGAGGAAAUAAAAAAAUCUGUGUUCAUAUCUCAAUCGACUGAUAUCUAUACAAACUUGGCUCUGGAAGACUGGUUCUAUCGUAACUAUGACUUCAGCAAACAUCACAUCUUACUACUCUGGAAAAAUGAUCCAUGUGUAGUCAUUGGUCGUCAUCAAAACCCAUGGCUAGAGUGCAAUGUAGCUGGCUGCGAGCAAAAAAAUAUCUUGAUAGCAAGACGUAAUAGUGGUGGUGGUACUGUCUACCAUGACCCAGGCAAUCUCAACCUGUCCUUUUUCACACCUAGAGAAAGAUACAACAGAAAAUACAAUUUGGAAAUCAUAACUCGAGCUUUAUUCAGACAGUGGGGACUAAAAGCAAUUAUCAAUAAAAAGGAGGAUAUCAUAGUGCAAAAUGAAUUUAAAAUAUCUGGUACGGCUGCAAAAUUGGGACGUCCCAACGCUUAUCAUCAUUGCACGCUGCUCGUCGACGCUAAGAAACAAGAUUUGAGUCUCGCUCUGAAAAAAACCGAGACCGGAAUAACAACGAACGCGACGCAAUCCGUGCGUUCUCCCGUGAAGAAUCUAAGCGAAGUCAAUUCACACAUAAAAAUCGAUCACUUGCUCAAUGCAGUCGGCUGGGAAUAUUUACGCACGAAGGCAGUGACUCUGCAGGAUGGUGGGCACAAGCUGGUUGAAGAUCAAAAAGGCUUUCAAAUGAUCAAUCCGACCGAGGACUGGUUCCCAGGUAUCGAUCAACUUACUGAGGAAUUCCGCUCCUGGGACUGGACUUUCGGCAGAUCGCCUAAAUUUACGGUAACGCGAGUUCUCGAGGCGUCGGUGCCCGAUGGUGGAAGGCACAUAAUCAAACUCGUCGUCGAGGUUGACAAAGGCAUCGUGCAAGACGUCAAGAUGACCCUCCCCAUGGACGACAAUCAAAACGCCAGCGUGAUGACGAAUUUACUAGGCAAACGUUACAGUCAUGAGCUGACCGACAGCAUUGUUGAGGCGACUGGAUGCAAAGUCGUAGCUUACGACGUGAAAGACGAUCAAAGCGACGUCGCGGCUAUCUAGCCGAAAUCGAAACCUGGUACACCUGAUGAUCGGUCUUGACUCCUCUUUGAUCACUUAUUGUGUUUUUUAUUUAAUAUACUAUUCGUUGUUGUACUGUAAAUUAUUAAGGUCAGCUAUUGUGCGUGUUAUGUUUGUAAGAUAAAUUGUUAUCGGUGCGCUUGUUAAUAACGAUAAAACCAAGUUUAUGUAUAACGUGUUUCUUAAUUCAUAUAUUUUUGUUACAAUAUAAUUAUAUAAUUAAAAUAUAUAAAUAUAUAUAUUAUAUACACUGUUA